Lampris incognitus (smalleye Pacific opah) is the source of this 1373-nucleotide messenger RNA. It is a transcript of the gene mcrip1, whose product is annotated as MAPK regulated corepressor interacting protein 1. The transcript is spliced from 5 exons. The record is from RefSeq and is a predicted model, not a curated record. Bases 182 to 478 code for a protein of 98 amino acids. Lineage: Eukaryota; Metazoa; Chordata; Actinopteri; Lampriformes; Lampridae.
GUGAUUGGUUGGCAUUGGCAACGUUUUAGCCAGGCCUCACUCGGAGCGUAUAGAUUGUCUGACUAAAGAAAGCGAAACAAAUAAUCAAGAGAAAAGAACUUAUCAGAAGAUAUCAGAACCUCCGAAGUCUCCAAAUCAUUCACCAUAGAGGAGCGAAGAGCAAGUGCCAACCACAAGCAGGAUGACCAGUGCAUCGGCUCCCAGGAUGGUGAAUAGUUAUAAGCGGACUUCUAGUCCCCGGUCUCCUACUAACAGCGGGGAGCUCUUUACACCAGCACAUGAGGAGAAUGUGCGUUUUAUUCAUGAUACCUGGCAGUGUGUGCUCAGAGAUAUCAGAUCAACACAAAACAGUGAACGCAAUGACCGUGGACCACAGGAAUACGUGGAAAAGAACCCUAAUCCUAACCUGCAUUCUUUCACACCAGUUGACCUGAGUGACCUCAAGAAACGCAACACACAGGACUCCAAAAAGUCCUAGUCUUUCCUGUGAUGGUCCAGCACCCUUUUUUCACCUAUUAUCGUCAGAAGCUCUUCCUUCAUCAGCCCUCUGUCAGCCAGCAAGUCAGCCCCCUUGGCCAGUCUGGUUCACAAUACCAAGCCCCCUCUAAACCCCUAACCUAGGGCAUUCUUACCUACUGAGCUAAAAAGCUCAGUAGGUAAGAAUGCCGGCUUUCCCGCCAGAGAUCGGAGGUUCAGACCCCUGGCUUAGACCUCCUGAUGCUAUACAAGCUAACUACACCUCAGAUGUACGUCGCUUUGGAUAAAAGCAUCUGCCAAGUGAAAGUGUAACCUCUAUUCCAUCUAUCCUGUCCUAUCUCCUUUCCUGUAUUUACCCCCCUCCCCCACCUCUCGCUGAAUGAGAAGAAAUACAAGAGGAUGGGCAUCUUUAAAAAAAAAGCCCCUUUCCCCACAGUUUAUAUCUUUUUCAAGUUAUGAAUUCUUCAUAAUGUACAUUAUUUUUUAUGUGAAUGAGACUGAUGCAAAUUUUCACGAAAAUAUGCUGACAUCAGAUGCUGAGAUACAAAGUGCUCACAAGCACUCUCCAUCGGACACAAAAAGACUGCGAUGUUAAACACAAAACACGUUUCUUUACAAAACUUCUAUUAUUACCUUGGAAGAGAAUUCCGAAGGGCUGACUUCUAUUUUAUUGUUUUUUUUUCCAGUAAUAUUGAAAUCAGACUUCACGGGGGCAAGCUUUGGGAGCCAAAUACAAUUUAGAAUGCCAACAUUUUGAAUAUUAGUUCCCCUUGGUCAAAAAAUUGACUUUGAGUAGAGGUUUUUCCUAGUAUGCUGCCCUUAUUUGAUGCCCCGACCUUGACACAAAACAUUGAAUAAAAGACUUUUAAUAUAACCCUAACUGGAUUCAUCAUGCA